AUGCAUCGGGUGUUGGGAGGAUGCUCCCACUACCUGGCAUCAGGUGGCCGAGGGAAGGGCUGGUCCCUGCCACCCCGGCGCCGGGGCAGUCAGCGCUCCCAGGGCUUUCUGCGCUGGGUGGGUCCCCACCGCCCGCUCCUGCCCGACGCCCGCGGCUUCCCAACGCUCCCCGCCCCGCACGCUCCUCCGGGGCUGCGCCUCUGGGGCCUGGCCUCGGGGGCGACAGCCCACAGACACACCCAGUGUAGCCGCCUCCCGCCCCGCCCCGGGCGCCCCCGCAGACCGCUGAGAGCCAGCCUCUCUCCUGCCCAGCGGCUGGUGUUCCACGUCCACUGUGUCACGGGCCUCGUGCAGGUGCUGCAGCCGGCGGGGGUCAGAUUCGCAGGCCGCGCGGAGGCCCGAGGGCCCGGCUGGGUCCGCGGAGAGCAGAGGCGCGCGGGCCGAGGCUCGCCGGCUCCUCGGGGGCGCCUCACCCGGUUCCCCUCGCGAGUUUUCCUUUCAGAUUUCCCGCGGCCCCAGCUCGCCCGGAAGGUGAGCCUCGCGCCUCCGCCCUCCCGGAGAGGGUCGGAACGGGGGAGCGGGCGCGGCGACUUCCCCGCCUCGGCCCGGCGCCGCCAGAGGCGGGCGCGGGCGGGGUGCCCCGGCUCGCCUUUGUCGCCUGCGGGGUCGCUGAGGGCCUCGCCGCGGGCGGGAGCGCCGGCCGGUGCCCGCCGGACCCCGGACCAGCCCCGGAGCGCGGCCGAGCACCGGAAGUCCUCCAAGCCCGUCAUGGAGAAGCGGCGCCGAGCGCGCAUCAACGAGAGCCUCGCUCAGCUCCAGAGCCUCCUCCUGGACGCCCUCAGGAAAGAGAGCUCCCGCCGCUCGAAGCUGGAGAAGGCGGACAUCCUGGAGCUGACCGUGAAGCACCUUCGGAGCCUGCGGCGCGUGCAGGUGACAGCCGCCCUCCGCGCCGACCCGGCAGUCCUGGGCAAAUACCGCGCCGGCUUCCACGAGUGUCUGGCCGAGGUGAAUCGCUUCCUGGCCGGCUGCGAGGGCGUUCCGGCCGACGUGCGGUCCCGCCUGCUCGGCCACCUGGCGACCUGCCUGGCCCGGCUGGGGCCCUCGCGCCGCCCGCUUCCACCGGCCCCCGCCGCCGAAGUUCUGGCGCCCGCGGUUUACGCGGGCCGCUCGCCGCCGCCAGCCUUCGACGGCCCCUGCCCCUUGCCGCGCUCCGGGGCGGUCUUGGCGCCGCCCUUCCUGCCGGGCCGGACGGGGGCGCCCCUCGCCGCCCCCGGGGCCGCGGCUCAGGGCCGGGGCGCACCCUGGAGGCCGUGGCUGCGGUGA
Molecule: messenger RNA, 1323 nt
Organism: Lipotes vexillifer (Yangtze River dolphin)
Lineage: Eukaryota; Metazoa; Chordata; Mammalia; Artiodactyla; Lipotidae
Source: RefSeq, a predicted model, not a curated record